UUCAGUAUCCGCGACACAACAUUCCCCUGCCAUACGUACACCAAUAGCCAUCGGCAAAUAAUCGAUUAUUGAUAUCAAUAGUUAAAUAAUCGAAUCGAAAGUGAUAGUUCUGUUGUCCUCGGGUUUGUCGAGUUGUCGGAUAAUUUCAUUAAUUUUGGAAAAUUGCGGAAAAUCGACGACACUAUCACGUGGCGCUUCAAACACAUGUACUGAGAGGUACCCCAGAUAGAAACGGAAUAACGGAGAUCGAAUUAAGUGGCAAGGGAUCUUAACCAGUUAGCCAGAGGCAAAGGAAAUUUCUAUCCGAGUAAAGUCGAUAGUUAAGAUGCAAAUGACAAGGAUGCUACUGCAAGAGCCAGGAUGGAAAUUAGAGAGAAAGGGUUCGGCAUUGUUUCUACGUCGUGACAGUUCUCACCCAAAGGCAACUCGUGUCUGCUUCAGAUGUGACGUUGAGGUGAGAGAGUACGAGAGAGAUGAGGAGCAUUCAAUCGAUAAUGAACAGAAUGAGAUGGCAGCGAGUCCAUUGGCAAUGUGUGCCAGUUGUCUAGCAGCACUGUGUGUCACUGUCAUACUACCCUGGCUCCUCAUUGGUGGCUAAAUUCAACGACAAUCCGACACAGGUCAUCAUCAAAUCCACCAAGGGAUCCAGCUAGGUCAACUCGAUCGAUCCCAGACGCCUCGAUCAAACCUUAUUUGUCUAGUUUUAUUUUACCCACACCAUCCUUGGAGGCUAGUUGACAAUUAAAAGGAAUGCGUGAGGACGUGUGCACGUCGAUGAAUUUUUUGGGAAGGAUGUUGAAGGAUCCGAGAGGAGGUCGUAGUGAUCCAAGGGUAUGCUGUGAAAAAUAGGUUCUUUUUUUUUAAAAAAAAAGAAUCGCACAGAAUGAAACUUCAAAGGUGAAGGGAG
This is a messenger RNA of Fopius arisanus, 907 nucleotides long. RefSeq lists its product as uncharacterized. Bases 326 to 598 code for a protein of 90 amino acids. The transcript has 2 exons. NCBI's taxonomy places the organism in Eukaryota, Metazoa, Arthropoda, Insecta, Hymenoptera, Braconidae. The record is from RefSeq and is a predicted model, not a curated record.